Eriocheir sinensis (Chinese mitten crab) is the source of this 3435-nucleotide messenger RNA. It is a transcript of the gene Noc1, whose product is annotated as CCAAT/enhancer-binding protein zeta-like. The transcript has 17 exons. Gene Ontology annotation, cellular component: nucleus. Bases 82 to 3390 code for a protein of 1102 amino acids. The record is from RefSeq and is a predicted model, not a curated record. NCBI's taxonomy places the organism in Eukaryota, Metazoa, Arthropoda, Malacostraca, Decapoda, Varunidae.
CCUUUGUUUACGUGCCCUGACAUGUGCUCUGAGGCCCCAUUGCUCUGCGUGUUAUAAUAAAUCAUCAAUAAUAUUCUCCCUAUGGCCGUGAGCACCAUGCCGAAGGGGAAGAAGCGUGACAGGGGGCCAAAGCCCAAGAAGCCACCACCACCUGUCGCCUCUACCCCUGCCCCUGCCCCUGCCCCCGCCCCUGUCAUGCCCUCCGCCACAAUCAAGAUGGAGACGGUGGACCUGUCGCCGCUGUGGAAGGAGUACAAGCCACACUCCACGCUGCUCUUCGAGGCCGGCACUGCUUGGCACACUCUGGUACCCGAGGAGACCCCAGGGAAGAUAGACCCCACCUCCCCAUCUACCCGGGCCAGUUUGAAGGAGCUGGCCGCCAAGAUAUUGCAGCAGGAAGUACAGAAUUAUGACAAGGCUGAGGCAUCGGGGGUCAAGGGGCGAGACAUCAAAUUCCGCAAGACAGUGUUCACCCAUGGCACAUCGCGCGACAAGGUGGCGGCACACACGCUCAGGUGCAUGGAGGCGCCCGUGCACUCGCUGAGCAACCUGCGCGCUCUCAUUGCCAUGGUGACGCCCAAAGCCAAGGGGACGUUCGAGGAGAUCUUGUCCUCCCUCACCGAGCUCUUCACCUCCGCCUUCCUCCCCAACGGACGCGUGGCACAGCGGUUUGAGAGCCACCGCUGCGUCGCGCUGGGCCCCCUGCUGGCCAAGGGGCGGGACAAGGCAGAGAGGGUGCUGGCUCUGUGGCACUUUGAGGACCAGCUGGCAGCCAUAUACCACCACCUAGUACACCAGCUGGCACAGGUGUGCAAGGAGGAGGUGGAGCACAACAAAAUGAGGGCAAUCAAAGCACUCGUGGAGCUCCUCAAACACAACCCCAGACAGAACGCUCCGCAGAUCCUCCAGGUGACGGCCAACAAGCUGGGCGACCCCGCACGCAAGGUUGCCGCCCACACCAUGUACUGCCUGCGUACCCUCCUGCAGCGCGCCCCACGCCUCAAGUCACAGGUCCUGGCCGAGGUGGAGGUGAUGCUGUACAGGCCCAACGUGAGCACCAAGGCACAGUACUAUGGGCUGUGUUUCCUCAAGGACAUGAUCUUCCGCAAGGGCCAAGACCAGAAGGUGGCGGCCGAGCUGGUCAAGCUGUACUUCGGGUUCUUCAAGGCCUGCACUAAGAAGGGUGAAGUGGACACGAGGCUCAUGUCGGCACUUUUACGAGGCCUGAACCGAGCCUUCCCUUACUCCGGCCUGGCGGGGGAGGCACUGGAGGAGCAGCUUGGCACUCUCUACAAGCUGUGCCACAUGGUCACCUUCAACACCGCAACACAGGCCCUCCAGCUGGUGUUCCAAGUCCUCAGCAACACACAGGGACAACUCUCGGAUAGGUUCUUCCAGGUGCUGUACAGGUGUAUGCUGGACCCCUCGUUUGGCUCGUCCACAGGUACGACAGCCUACCUUAACCUGGUGUACAAGGCCCUUAGCAACGACACCUCGGACCCUCGCACCCUGGCCUUCUGCAAGCGACUCCUGCAGGUGAGCCAGUACCUGGGGCCCAACAUUGUGUGCGGCAUUGUGUACCUGAUCUCGGAGGUGGUCAAGGAGCGGCCGUCCCUCCAGCGCUCCCUUGCGGCCCUCCUGCGCUCACCCUCCAGCGCCGAGGAUGAGGACGACCUUGAGGUGUACCCUGACGCUGAGGAUGUGGAGGUGGAGAAGGAGGAGGAGGAGGAGGAAGACGAGGAUGAGAAGUAUGAAGAUGUGGAGGAGGAUGAAGAAGAGGAGGAUAUAGAGAUGAUAAGUGAUGUGAAAGAAGAGGAAGAAGAAGAGGAGGGGGAGAAGAAGGUGAAAGAAGAAGAGGAAGAUGACGAGAGUAUUGAUGAAGAUGAUGAUGACGACGAAAUACAAGAAAUAAAAGAGGAAAAAGAAGAUAGUGAAGAAUAUAAGAAAAUAAUGGAAAAACUCACCUCCACCUCCACCACUGACACCAAACCACCUCCCAACACCACCUCCUCCUGGCACCACCUCUACAACCCAUGGGGGGGCGAGGGGGGGGCGCUGCGGCAGGGGCGGGGGGAGUACGACCCCCUCCACAGGAAUCCGCUCUUCUGUGGGGCCCAGUUCUCCUCUCUCUGGGAAUUGGGGUACCUCAAGGCCCACUACCAUCCGUCGGUCUCCGUGUUCGCUGGGAAGGUGUUGGAUGGUCAGCCGGUAGAAUACUCCGGCGACCCACUCCAGGACUUCACCCUCAUCCGCUUCCUCGACCGAUUCGUCUACCGUAAUCCGAAGAAGAUGAGCGGAGCGGGGAAGGACAGCGCCGGUAGUCACGUGCUAGGGCGGCGCAGUCAGUACACGCCCAAGGGAGUCCGAGGGAUUGCCGUCAACACAGAGGAGUUCUCGGCCCUUGAACCCAACCAGGUGCCCGAAGAUGAGGUGUUCUUCCACAGAUACUUCACCCAGUUCAAGGCAGGGAUGAAGAAGGGAGCAGAUGACAAGGGUGACGAGAGCGAGAGUGAUGAGUCCGUGGCAGAUGAGGAGUUUGAGGCGUUCCUGAGCAAGAAGGAAGGAGGAGGAGGAAGAGAGGAAGAGGAGGAGGAGGAGAUGGAUGUGGAGGUGGAUGAGGAUAUGGAUUUUGCUGCUGGAGUGAAGGUGAAGAGUGGAAAAAAAGGGAAAGGCAAAAGUGAUGAAGAAGGUAUUGAAGAUGAUGAUGAUGAUGGUGACGACUUUGAAGAAGCGUUUGGAAGCGAUGGCGAUGAUGAAGGGGAAGAAUAUGAUGAUGGUGAAGAUGGAGAUGGUGGUGAUGAUGGUGGUGGUGGUGGUGAAGAUGAUGAUGAUGAUGACCUGGGCUUUGACGAGGAGGCUGUGGCAUUUUCAGAUGACGAUUUUGAUGACGAACCACCAAAGAAGAAGGUGAAAGGCAAAAUAACGCUGGUUACGGGUGAAGGGAAGAAGAAGAAGAAGCGGUGGGUGGGUGGCGAUGAUGGCGAGGGUGACGGUGAGGGGCUGUCGUCUAUGUUCGCCAGCGCUGAGAGCUUCGCACACCUGCUGGAGGACAAUGAGGCAGGGGCCGAGCCUGGCAGCGGCACAUCACAGGCGCUGGCCAAUAGGGACAGGGCGCACGCCAAACAGCUGACAUGGGAGGUGGAGAGAGACAGGAAGAUGAAGGGAGAGAACUGGAAGAACAAGAAGAUGGGGCAGAGGAAGGGGAAGGGAGGGAUGGGGAUGAAGAAGAAGGGAGGAGGAGGAGGAGGAGCUGGGCUGAAGAAGAAGGGAGGAGGAGGAAUGGGAAUGAAGAGGAAAGGAGGAGGAGGAGGAGGAGGAGGAGGAGGGUUUAAAGGAUCAAAGGGAGGGUUGAAAAAAGGGGGGAAUAAAAAGAUGAAGGGUAGAAAAUAAAAUUGUGUUUGUUAUUUUUUUAAGUAGUAAAGUUAUGGAAUUGUU